Molecule: messenger RNA, 3176 nt
Organism: Prorocentrum cordatum
Lineage: Eukaryota; Dinophyceae; Prorocentrales; Prorocentraceae
Source: the annotation of a GenBank genome assembly
AUGCCUGAGCUCACUCAGUGGAUCGCUAGAGAGCUCACCAAGAAAUAUGCUGUCAUGAAGGAGCGUCGGAAGGCGCGCGAGGAGCAUGCCCUGUCGCGCCCAAAGAAGAAGGGCAAGGAUCAGGAGCAGGGGCUUGCUAGGAGCUCGCAUGCGAUAGACUGGGCCUCGGACGGCACGGCGUGUUUCAACGAACUGUUUGGCUUCAGCACCCCGUCGUCUUCGGGAGCCCUCGGCGCGCUCUUCGCUGUGCCGGGCUUUUACUCGGAUGAGGGCUCCACCCAGCGGCCGUAUGUCAAGAGCAAGGCGACGAAGGAUGGCGAGGCGUCGCGGGGCUGCCGGUGUUUGGAGUCUCUUGGCUUUUCUGUGCACGAGCUGAGCACCGCGAGUCGUGACGUCUCGUUUGUGGGGUUAAAUUUUAGCGAGGGGUCCAAGGUAUCCGUCAAGUCGGACAACAUGCGGCGGUCACUGCUAAGACGGGGGGCGUGUAGCGGGUCGGCGCUCCGGGUCGCGAUGGGUCAGGUGCUCUCGCUGUUCAGUGCGUCUUACCAGUUUAUGCCAGCUGUUGGCGAGCGUCCGCAGAGGAUCUGGCCGCGUGUGCGCCGGGAGUUGUGGGCCUUCCGCUCUACCCUGCCUCUCCUCUUCACUGAGAUCGACAUCCCACGGCAUGGCGCCAUCGCAGCAGCAGGCGCCCCCCUCUUCGGCAUCGGGGCGCGCGCUCGCGCUGCGUCGCCGCACAAGGCUGGCGAGGUGAGCAGAUAUGCGGGGCGCUGGGGAUGCCAGGUGGCCGGGGCUCCGCGCGACGCCGCGCCGAUCGAGGGCAUCGAGGAUCUCCAGAAGUUUCUAGAGGCAUCGGGUGCCCUGUCCGAGGAGGUGCCAGAGGACGUGCUGCAGGGCCCCUGGGUUGCUGCGCUCGCCUCAAAGGUUCUUGUGGAUGCCCAUAUACUGGAGCUCGAGGGGGCGGCCCUGAUGAUGGCCGCCGAGCAUGUCCUGAGGCAAGCGCCCUCGCUGGCGGGCGAAGCCGGACUCGCGGGCAGGCGCGCUGGCAGCCCAAGCCUGCUGGAGAGCCUGGCUGCGACGCCGGGCACGGAGCUGCUGCGCGCAGGCGCGGCGACGCUGUUCCUGCAGCACUGCCCAGGCAUGGGCGCGGACAGGCAGGGCGCCAACGAGCUGGACACCCUGCUGGACGGCUCGAAGCUCAUGGCAGGUUUGUCACAUCUCAUCCCGGAGCUGCACAAGAUGGCGACGGGGGAGCUUCUGCGGGCCAGCCGCUGCCUGGUCGCCUGGCGCCGGAGGAUCCCUCCGCGCACGCGGCUGCCGCUGCCCCGCGCGGCGGCGUUCGCUCUGGCCAGGUGUCUCCGCGACCUGGGUUUCCCUCGCAUGUGUCUCUUGGUGGUGGUCACGUUUGUGGCGUACCUCAGGCCCCGCGAGGCGUUCUUGCUGCGCGGGAAGCACCUGGUCGCCCCGAAGGUCGUCGCGGGCCGGCAGUGCAGCUCGCGGAGCCUGCUGCUCCACGACGCGACGCUGGGCGACCCCGGCAAGACGGGGAUGUUCGACGCCGCGGCGCUGCUGGACAGGCGCGAGUGGCUGCUGCCGUGCCUCGAGGCGCUGAAGGCCCUGUCGCUCGACGCCGGCUGCCUGUGGGACUUCUCGCCGGCCGAGCUGCAGAGACAUUUCGCCGUGCUGGUGAAGGUCCUCGGCCUGGAGUCGCUGCCCCCGCGCCUGCACUCGCUGCGCCGCGGCUUCGCGAGCGACGACCUCGCCGCUGCCGCCCGGACUCUGGAGGAGUUGAGGGUGAGAGGACGCUGGGCCGCCAUCGCGAGCCUCAAGGGGCAGGGCAAGACGGCGCGCCUGCUGCUCGAGAUGGCGAAGGUGCCCGAGGACGCGCGCGUGCUCGGCCGCGCGUUGGAGGCGAACCUCAUGAGCGCGAUGGCCGAGGGCUUCGAGAGCCCGCUGUCGCCGGCCGUCGAGCAGCUACUGCUGGCGGUGGGGAGGGCGAGCAGUGCCCUCCAGGCCGAGCAGGCCCUUCGCGCCCUGAGGGAGGGCGGGAGGCUGAACGGGCGGGCGCACGGUGGAGGCCAGGCAGGCCUCGCCCGGACACUGACAAGCGCCGGCCUCGGGCUCCGAAUCCCAGCGGGGCAUGUUCCUGCGGAAAGGGCGGGUGGGGAGGGGCUGCCGGCGGCAUCCCAGCAGAGGAAGACGGAGGUCCAGGAUGAGGGCCAUCAAGAGUCCCACAGCGAGGCAGAGAAGCACUCGGAUGCGGAUGAGGAUACGGGCGUGGUCGAGACAGCGGACACCAUGGAGGACAGAAGGGAAGAAGACGAGGACGAUGACGACGACGACUGGCUCGAAGGAGGCGGAGAAGAAGACGAAGGAGGCGGAGAAGAAGAGGAGGAUGAGGUGCAAGACCACUUAGACGAAGCGGAAGAGCACGCCGCGAGCGAAGCUGCCGAGAAAUUACACGUGGGCGCCGAGUCAGGUAUGCAAAGUGAGCGGCCUACGCAGGAGGGCGAAGCUGCCUCGGACGUCGGCGCUGAGGCGCCCCGCGCGACGACCAGGCAGGCCUCGGCUGCCAAGGAGCAGCCCCGGCGGCAGGACCCCGCGGACUGGUGGCCGCCGCUGCCUGCCGCCUCGGCGGGCGCGGCCUCCUCUGGCCGCCGCUGGGCGCCCGCGCUGCGAGGAGACGCCGCGGAGGGGCCCGCCGGGAGCUAUUCGGACCUGGCGUCGGAGCUGCGGCGCCUGGAGGCGGAGAAUCGCGAGCUGCGCACGGAGAUCGGGCAGGAGCGCUUCAGGUCCCAGCAGCUGCUCAAGCAGCGCGAGCAGGCCCUGCAGGCCCACCAGCGGGACCUGCAGGCGCGCCAGGCGGAGGCGCCGCCGCCGUGGGGCCUGCUGAUGUUAUUGCCGGUGCCAGCAGUUCGUUUUGAACCCUGGGGCGAGGAGCCCAACAGCAAAGACGUGAGGACUGCACGGGCGGCGAUUGUGGAAGCAACUUUCUAACAUUAACGAUGACGAAAGACAUUCUUCUAUGCCGCGGCCAACCAAUACCAGCAAGGAGCGUCAUAACGAAUUCGCAAUACUUAGGCAACUUAAACGUGCGUGUGCUUAAGUAGUCGGCGAUAUGAUCCCGAUAAUCGCACCACCACGCUUUUAACGAGUUGCGUAUCUAAAUUAAAUUUGGG